Molecule: messenger RNA, 654 nt
Organism: Cylindrotheca closterium
Lineage: Eukaryota; Bacillariophyta; Bacillariophyceae; Bacillariales; Bacillariaceae
Source: the annotation of a GenBank genome assembly
AUGGACGCUGGAGAAUUCUUCAUUCUCAUCAUCGUAGCGAUUCUCGCAUACUGGUUUGGUGCGAACAGUGUCGCGCCUGGAAUUUCUCAAGGUUCUGGCUUUUUGACAGAUACUGCAACGGGAAUCAACUUUCCCAACUCCAAGACGUUUGCAGUCAACAAGGGUUCCAUGUCACUAGCCGGCAUUGGGACACGAAAGAAGGCGUUCAUAAAUAUCUAUUCUCUGGGCUUUUAUGUGUCUAAUCCGCUACAGAAGCAACUCACCAAGGCAGCCGCAUCCUCUUCCAAGACAACAACCUGCGAAACGAUUCUUGAGUCCAACCAACCAAAAGCAGUCGAGUUGACCUUUGCCAUGGGAAUUGGACCAGAAAAAAUUGCCGAAGCCAUUGCGCAACUAGCAAAUGUAAAAGAAGAGAUCAAGAACGAAUUCCACACCAUGCUUCUGGACGGUAUGGGCGAAGGAAAUAUGAAAAAGGGAGAGUCAAUAACCUUUGAAUGGAAGGGAAAAGAUACCAUUUUGGCUUCUGCUCGGGGGAAGCCCAUUGGUGAAAUGAAGGACAAGGCCCUGGCUGAAGGCGUCCUGCAACUUUACCUGAAUAAAGAGAAGGGAGUCUCACCGUCCUUGUUGCAGAACAUGGGCUGCAUCAGGGAAUAA